AUGGCCGCCAACCGGCAUCCCGAGUCCGAGCCGGCUCUACCCGCGUCGGAGUCCUCCCUCGCCAGUGUCGUCGGGAGCAACUUGGCUGCGGCUGUAUCCAUCGCCGCUCAAGCGGGAGCUCGCAUCGACGACGUGAACGAGGUGUUUUUCGAAGUGCUGACCAGGAUCGAGGAGAUAUCUACCCUCAAUGCAAUCCUUGAUCUCGUCGAGUCUGUCUUUUUGCGCGCCCUUUUCCACGAGCUCAAGCACAUCUCGCACCAGGUCUAUUACCAUGACACGGACGACGCAAGCAAGGUUGCUCACUUCCAGAAUGCCUGCGCCCUGGUUGAAGAGUACGCGCCGCAGGCCAAGCAGCUCGAGGUGGCAGUCCUUAUUUCCACCUCGCACCAGUACCACCUGUCCUACGUGAGCAGCCCCAAGAAGGACCUGCUCAGGCGGUGGCACUGCUGCCUACGGGACCUGAUCGCCCGCACUCCUCUGGGCGAGCUUCUGCACCACCCAGCUGCACGCUUGCCUCGUGUCCGGUGGAGGCUCCGCGUCGGAUUUUUUGGCAUCGACAAGCUUCAGAAAUUCAGCAGCGUCUACCGCGAUAGAAUGAACGUCAUUCAGGGCCUCGACAGCAGGCGCUUUGAGACGUUUCUCAUCGUGUCUGCCCAGUACGCUGCCUCGCCGCCUCGCGACCUUGCUGGGGCAGAUUUGCUAUGGGGCUCCGUCGAUCAUGUGGUCGGUUGCGAUGUGCACGAUCUGCGCGCCGUGCUGACGCAGGUCGGCGAGCUGCACCUCGACGUCCUCGUCUACCCAGAGAUCGGGAUGCACCCACUGACCUGCCUGACAGCCUACGCGCGGCUAGCUCCAGUGCAAGUCACCACCUGGGGCCACUCGCUCACCUCCGGCAUCCCGACGGUCGACUACUAUUUCUCGAGCGCGUGGUACGAGCCCACAGAUGCGGAGGCGAACUACUCGGAGACGCUCGUGCAAAUGCGCAGUCUAUGCACGUCGUACCCUGACCUCAGCAUCAAGCACCGUGUGCGCAAAGGGGGCGCCGACUUCACCUCCACCCUGGAGGUCCUGCCGCCGCCGCCCACAAAGCUCGUCUGCUGCAUGCAGACAAGCUGCAAGGUCAACCUGCACUUUCUGCGGCGCACAAUGCCUCGGAUCCUCGAUGGCGCUCCAGACGCGGUCUUCCUAUUCAUGCGCGAGCACUUUGCUUCUGCGACGCGCGACGCCAUCUCUGAGGCACUAGCAGGCCAGGUCCUCUUUCUGCCGACGCUGCUGUUCGGCACCUUCCGCACCGUCAUUGCCCGCUCGACAAUCUUGCUCGACCUCCACCCGUUUGGAGGCUGCAACACGGCGCUCGACAGCUUCCUUGAGGGGCGUAUCAUCGUCACACUGCCUGGCUCCGAGCUGCCGGGCCGCUUCACGCAGGGGUUCUACCGCCGCAUGGGCGUGGUCGACCCCAUCGCGUCCACCGAGGAUGAGUACGUCGACCUCGCGGUGCGCUUCCUCAACGACAGCAAGGAGCGCCGGCGCGUCGAGCGGCUGAUUGAAAAGCGCCGCAGCGUGCUAUUCAACGACCAGGCCAGCGUCGCGGAGUGGGAGGACACCCUGCUGCUCGUCUCGCGGCCGUGGGUGACGCUGAUGCGGCGCAAGGGCGGCGACAGAGCAGGAGAGGACAAGCGCGCGUGCGCGGGAUGGUUGCCUCGCUUGGAGUUUCGUGGGUGUUUUGGUUGCGUCUGUACUGUGUGA
Emiliania huxleyi CCMP1516 is the source of this 1746-nucleotide messenger RNA. RefSeq lists its product as hypothetical. The transcript has a single exon. Bases 1 to 1746 code for a protein of 581 amino acids. The record is from RefSeq and is a predicted model, not a curated record. NCBI's taxonomy places the organism in Eukaryota, Haptophyta, Isochrysidales, Noelaerhabdaceae.